GCCUCUUCUGAAGUGCGCAAGCGCGCUUGUGUCUGGCGGUAUUGCUUGUUGCCGGUUACUGAGAAGUGGCAGCUACCAAAAGGCGGAUCCUCACUGCUGGGGUGUUGUGGCCAGGCGGGUUUGGCCUGUCUCCGGCGCUAGUGUUGGGCUCGGGAGGUAGUGGAAAGGGAGGGCGGGGUGAAGUCUCUGUGGAGCCCGCAGGCUUCACAAUGAAGAGGAAUUGGGGGUUCGGGAGGGAGAAGGGCAUGUCGCCCUUGGGCUCCGCUUCUGGCUUGCAGAGGCAGGGCAGGGGCGUUGGGCAGAAGAACAAUGGAAUUGACAACUUGCUGCUGGGUUACCAUGUCCAAGACAGAGAUCUCAGAAAGAUCCACAAGGCUGCCUGUGUGGGCAACGCAGCGCAAGUGCAGCAGAUUCUGUUCUUCGCGGAAAAUGGCGUGGAUGAUAGAGACAAAAUGAACAGGACUGCUCUCCAUUUGGCCUGUGCCAAUGGCCAUCCAGAAGUGGUGAGCCUCCUAGUAGAGAGGAAAUGUCAUCUUAACCUCUGUGAUCAUGAAAACAGGACAGCUCUCAUGAAGGCCGUACAGUGCCAGGAAGAGAAAUGUGUAAACAUACUAUUGGAAAAUGGUGCCGAUCCAAAUAUUAGGGAUGUGAGUGGCAACACUGCUCUCCACUAUGCGGCCUUUGGUGAUAAUAUAUCCAUAAUAGAGAAGCUGCUGCUAUACAAUGCGAAUACUGAAGCAAGAAAUAAGGAUAACAUCACACCACUUCUAGUUGCCGUAAAUGAAAACAAACAGCAAAUAGUGGAAGUUCUGGUAGAAAAGGCAGCAAAUAUACAUGCAGAGGAUAAAUUAAAAAGGUGCAGUAGUUUUCUUUUCAACCUUAGUAUGGUUCUACAGUGGUAAUAAUUAUUCAAGUCAGGAAGAUUAACUUCAGAAGAAGAAGAUUAAUUUAUAAUUAUAUAGUGAAAAAUGUCAACACAUCACCAGUUAGGUAGAAAGCAAUUAUUCUGACUGGGCAACAUGAAGAACAGGGUAUAGCAGAAUUCAUAUUCCUUGAUGAUGUUGACUCAUGUCAUUUGCAGUGUUUAUUUUUAAGUAGGUUCCAUGUUCGGCGUAGAGUCCAAUGCUGGGCCUGAACUCAUGACUCUGAGAUCAAGACCUGAGCUGAGGUCAAGAGUCUGAUGCUUAAACAACUGAGUCACCCAGUU
Molecule: messenger RNA, 1207 nt
Organism: Neofelis nebulosa (Clouded leopard)
Lineage: Eukaryota; Metazoa; Chordata; Mammalia; Carnivora; Felidae
Product: ankyrin repeat domain-containing protein 26-like
Exons: 4
Coding region: 210-902 (230 amino acids)
Molecular function (GO): protein binding
Source: RefSeq, a predicted model, not a curated record